AUGAAGCUAUCACGGAGAACAGUUACCAUGUUGUACGAGAAAAAGGUUGCAUUGCUGAAUCAAGCUUUGAUCGAUAUCGGAAUGGGCCCUUUUCAGUGGAAAGUCUGUGCCAUGACUGGUUUUGGCUGGUUUGUUGACAAUAAUCUUGCUCCAGUGAGAAACGAGUUCUCUGUCGAGCGUAUCGCAUUCCUCACUGUCGCCAAGUAUGCCGGCCUAGUUGUCGGAUCGUCCGUGUGGCCCAUAACAGCCGAUUUUAUCGGUCGACGGCUAGCAUUUAAUGUUACCCUUUUGAUCUCAGCAGUAUCUGGACUCGUCGGUGCAGGCAGCCCCAACUUCGUGGCCAUUUCGACCUUUUGUGCCUUCAUUGGUCUCGGAACCGGCGGCAACCAACCCGUUGAUAGUGCCAUUUUUCUUGAGUAUAUACCAGCUACCCAUCAGUAUCUCCUCAUCAUGCAGUCAGCACUCUGGUCUGUCGGCCAGGCUGUGGCAGCCUUGAUCGCUUGGCCGCUUAUUGCCAAUUUCUCCUGCUCUUCGCAAGCUGCAAGAUGCCAAGGCUUGGAUUCCAAGGCAGUUGAUGUUGUUCAGAAGAUUGCCGGCAGGAACGGCGGAACCACCUGGCUCACACUGGCACAUUUCGAGGAGAUCAACGCACAGUUUGAGGGGCAAGAAAACACCGAUGUACAAGGUCCCAACCAAACCGACAUUAUAUCACGUAGCCUGGAAAAAUACAAGCCCGAAAAACUGCGAACUCUCUUCUCGACCCCCCGUCUCGCCCUCUCCACCACCCUUCUCUUCUUAUGGUGUUCAAUCGGCAUGGCCUACCCCCUCUACAACUCCUUUAUACCCAUCUUCUUGGAACACAAAGGCGUCUCCCAAGGUGACUCCUCGAUCUCAACGACCUACCGCAACUAUGCCAUCCAAGCCGUGUGCGGCAUCCCAGCCUCCCUGCUCGGCGGCUUCACCGUCGACCUCAAACGCAUCGGCAGAAAAGGCACCGGAACUCUCGCCUGUUUGGGGACCGGAAUUUUCCUGUUUCUAUUCACGCGCGCAAGCGCCGAGGCCGGGGUUAUUGGAUUCACUUGCGCUAUCGCGUUCUUUCAGAAUCUCGUCUACGGCUUACUCUACUCUUAUACGCCGGAAUUGUUUCCUGCGCCGGUCCGCGGGACUGCGAAUGGGCUGGUCGCUCUGUUUAAUAGGCUCAGUGGUCUCAUGGCGCCGAUCAUUGCGGCAUAUAUUGGGAUCGAGACGGAUGUUCCUGUGUGGAUCUCUGCAGCGCUGUUUCUUGUUGCGGGCGUCGUGUUUUUGAUUCUUCCGUACGAGACGCGCGGGAAGGCGGCGGCUUAG
Messenger RNA from Aspergillus steynii IBT 23096, 1344 nucleotides. RefSeq names its product MFS general substrate transporter. The record is from RefSeq and is a predicted model, not a curated record. Gene Ontology annotation, biological process: transmembrane transport. NCBI's taxonomy places the organism in Eukaryota, Fungi, Ascomycota, Eurotiomycetes, Eurotiales, Aspergillaceae. Bases 1 to 1344 code for a protein of 447 amino acids. Gene Ontology annotation, molecular function: transmembrane transporter activity. The transcript has 5 exons. Gene Ontology annotation, cellular component: membrane.